GGGUAGGUGUUGUAUGACAACCGGUUUUAAAAUCGAUCCAGUCUGGUUGCAACCAAAUUGUCGGAAGUAUCCUAUAAAUACUGUGAUGCUGCAACGAGUUGUUAUCAGUUAGAAUUCAGUUUAUCUGAAAACAUUUUAAACUAGAAGCAAAAUGAAAUUCGCUAUUGUUGUCCUCGCUGUUGUAGCUGCUGCUUCAGCCAGUCCAGUUUUACCUCUGGUUAGCAGUUACAGUUCACUCGGGGUUGCUCCAGGCUUAACUUCUAUUGCUGCUACCCCAAUUGCUCCAGCGGUCGGUAUUGCUCCACUUGGUACCCUGAGCCCACUCUCGUCCGGUCUUGCACUUUCAACCCCCAUCAUUAAGAGUGGACUUAUCGGUGCUCCAGCUGUCGCUCCAUUGGGUCUUGGUCUCAACGCUUGGGGAUCACCUCUUGCUGUUGACUUAUGGAAGAAGAAACGCGCUCAAUAAAUUAUUUAUAAUCGUUGUUACUGGCCAUUUUGUGUGUGAAUAUAUU
This is a messenger RNA of Hermetia illucens (black soldier fly), 512 nucleotides long. RefSeq lists its product as uncharacterized. NCBI's taxonomy places the organism in Eukaryota, Metazoa, Arthropoda, Insecta, Diptera, Stratiomyidae. The coding region runs from base 152 to 466 and encodes 104 amino acids. The record is from RefSeq and is a predicted model, not a curated record. The transcript is spliced from 2 exons.